UUCGCUUCAUCUUUCCCAGCAAGCCUCGCGCGAGCGCCGGCUAUUGAUUGGCUGCGGCGCUAGCAGGAGGCUCUGCCGGCAGCAGUUAUCCAGGGUUUCCGGUACGAGGGCAGAGCGGGCGAAGCCGUCAGGGCGUCGGCGGUGAGGAUCUGCUCCUAACCUAACAUUGCAAACCACAAUGAAGAACCAAGACAAAAAGAAUGGGGCUGCCAAGCAAUCAGGCAACACUUCCAACCCAAAAAACACCCCGGAGCAACCGGAAGCUGGACCCGGGGGAGCCCAGGGGCGGCCCAGCCAGUCGGCUCCUGCGACAGAAGCUGAAGGUUCCACCAUCCAGGCUCCAGGGAAGGCUGAGGGAGCACAAGCCAAAACUGCUCAGUCUGGGGCCCUCCAGGAUGUCUCUGAGGAGCUGAGCCGCCAGCUGGAAGACAUCCUCAGUACAUACUGUGUUGACAACAGUCAGGGGGGCCCAGGCGAGGAUGGGGCACAGGGUGAGCCAGCUGAACCCGAAGAUGCAGAGAAGUCCAGGACCUAUGCCUCGAGGAAUGGGGAGCCCGAGCCAGAGACCCCAGUAGUCAAUGGUGAGAAAGAGACUUCCAAGGGGGAGCCGGGCACAGACGAGAGCCGGGCAAGUGACGAGGUCGUAGACCGAGACCACCGAAGGCCACAGGAGAAGAAGAAGGCCAAGGGUCUGGGAAAGGAGAUCACGUUACUGAUGCAGACGUUGAACACGCUGAGUACCCCAGAGGAGAAGCUCGCGGCUCUGUGCAAGAAGUAUGCUGAGCUGCUGGAGGAGCACCGGAACUCCCAGAAGCAGAUGAAGCUCCUGCAGAAGAAGCAGAACCAGCUGGUACAGGAGAAGGACCACCUGCGUGGCGAGCACAGCAAGGCUGUCCUGGCCCGCAGCAAGCUCGAGAGCCUGUGCCGAGAGCUGCAGCGCCACAACCGUUCCCUCAAGGAAGAAGGCGUGCAGCGGGCCCGGGAGGAGGAGGAGAAACGCAAGGAGGUGACCUCGCACUUCCAGGUGACACUGAAUGACAUCCAGCUGCAGAUGGAACAGCACAAUGAGCGCAAUUCCAAGCUGCGCCAGGAGAACGUGGAGCUGGCUGAGAGGCUCAAGAAGCUGAUUGAGCAGUACGAGCUACGGGAGGAGCACAUUGACAAAGUCUUCAAACACAAGGACCUACAGCAGCAGCUGGUGGACGCCAAGCUCCAGCAGGCCCAGGAGAUGCUGAAGGAGGCAGAGGAGAGGCACCAGCGGGAGAAGGAUUUUCUCCUCAAAGAGGCUGUGGAGUCGCAGAGGAUGUGCGAGCUGAUGAAGCAGCAGGAGACCCACCUGAAACAGCAGCUUGCCCUAUACACGGAGAAGUUUGAAGAGUUCCAGAACACUCUUUCCAAAAGCAGUGAGGUGUUCACCACGUUCAAACAAGAGAUGGAAAAGAUGACUAAGAAGAUCAAGAAGCUGGAAAAAGAAACCACCAUGUACCGGUCCCGGUGGGAGAGCAGCAACAAGGCCUUGCUUGAGAUGGCCGAGGAGAAAACACUCCGGGACAAAGAGCUGGAGGGCCUGCAGGUCAAAAUACAGCGGCUGGAGAAGUUGUGUCGGGCACUGCAGUCAGAGCGCAAUGACCUGAACAAGAGGGUGCAGGACCUAAGUGCUGGGGGCCAGGCUCCCCUCACUGACAGCGGCCCUGAGCGAAGGCCAGAGGCUGCCAAUACCUCCAAGGAACAGGGUGGCGAGGGGCCCAGGGUCCAAGCACCUAGCUCCCCAAGGGUCACAGAAGCUCCUUGCUGCCCCGGAGCACCGAGCAUGGAAGCAUCAGGCCAAACUGGGCCCCAGGAACCCGCCUCCAUCACUGCCUAGGGAGCUGGGAAGGGAGCGAGCAGCCCAGCCAGGCCUGGCCCAUGUGAGGCUCCCGCCGCUGAGGCCCAGGGUGCUGUGACCUGGCUGCCAUCUGACUCUUUGCAGUUUUGGAUUUUGUGGGUCAGUUUUACGUACAUAUGGCAUAUGUGCAAGGCCUCAUACAUUUAUAUCUGUAAGUGUAAAACGGGCUUGCAUCAGAGGUGGGGGUGUGUACAGAUGAAGUCAGUGGCUCUUCUGUGAGCUGAAGAGUCUUAAAGCGGAGUUGUCGUCUGUGGCUGCCGUCACAGUAAGUUGGCAGGAGAAGUGAUUUGAGCGUUUCCCUGCCCAAUUUGAGGCUCAGCCCCUCCCUCCCUGCUACCUUCAGGGCUCAUGACAGGUGACACACCCAGGCCAUGACUGUGUUCUCCUGUUAGUGGGACUUGGGCAGCUCUGGCUCUCCUAGCUCUCCUGGAAGCUCCUUUGCUUCUCUUAAUCUGGAAAAGGGGUCGCCAGGCAGAGCAUUGACAAAGCACUCAGAGCCAGUGAUUAGACUGCUUCCCUACCUAGGACAAGGGACCUGGAGCAUGUUCUGUGCGGGAUGAUGUGCUGGUAGGGAGCCCCUCAGCUUCCCCUGCGCUCCGGUAGUGCCAGGACCAGGCCAAUGAUGCUUCGCAGUAGCCUUAUCAUUCACAGGUGCCUCUGUAGCCUGCACAAAUGAUUGACGAGAUCAUCAAAAGGAUUCUUUCUGAAGGUUUUUGGGUUUUGUUCUGUUUGCCUUGGUUUUGUUUCGGUUUUGCACAUGACAGUGUUUGUUUUGAGGAUCUUCUGAGGAAGAAGGGGUGCUAUGGUGGUGGUGCCUGGGUUCCUGGCCUCCAGUGCCCCACCCCCUCACCACCCCACCUGGCACCUUUGCCAUGUUGGUGCUCAGGAUUCCUGCUUGAUGAAGUCAGAUUGUUUGUUUAUAGUGAGAGAAAGGAAAGGGCUUCUGAUGGCUUUGUCACAAGCUUACAAUCCUGGGAGGCCACUGCUGAUGCCACCACCACUGUCUCCAUGCAGCAGUUGCCGGGCCCCGGGUCCAGCUGUCCCUUUGGCCUCAUGAGUCUGUUUCUGCUUCCUGCACCCACACCACCAAUGUGCAUUCUUUUGAGGUUUGCCGUGAUUUUGUUGCCCAAGUAGUAAGAGCUGUGAUAUGUCCCCCUUGACAUCCCAUUUCUUCCUGUGUGGGAGCCCCCAGCUCUUAUCUGACAGCUAAUGGGUAAGAAUGCGACUCAGCCAUUGACUGAGCCCCAGAAGUCCACAGAAUGGCUGCAGAUAGUUGUGUGUGUUUUCCUCUCUAGCUCCACCACUCCCACCCCUCAUACAUGCUACUCUAUACUCUGAAAGUCCUGCUGGUGGCAAACUUGCCAGUGUAUUAGUCAAUCUUUGUACAGAACAAUGUUCUGGAACAGCAGAAUGAGUCUUGGGUCAGGAAGCAGGCUACGCUGCGUUUGGGGUCCUAUAACCCCAUCUCCAGCUGGGCCUCAGCUUCAGUAUAGCUGAGGGAGCCACAGACCAAGAUGGAUCGGAGGGUUGAGUUUUUGCUUCUUGCUGUAUUUCCUUGAAGUUAAUUCAUUAUCUUAUAAGUCCCUUCAUCUUCCACAAAUAGCCCGCUCUUUUCAGCCCUUAACUUAAAUCCCUCAGAUAAUUAGGUUCAUGAAGAGUGCUAAGUACUCCUGAAUUAUGUUAGGACUUAGACCAGAGAUGGCAAAUGAAUGGCACAGCAUUUCCCCUCUUCCCCCCAUGGUAGGUACCACUAAUCUGCUUCGGAGUAUUCCCUGCUAAAUCCCUGGUAUAUCAUUUCUCAAGAUUCCCCCAGCAACCAGUAUGAGUGUUGAGACGUAUUUGCCAUCCCUGGCUGAGAUACUGCUCUGCUGAGGAACAUAAGAGCUGCCAACCCCAUACGGGGUUUGCUGAGCUAAGGAAGUACAGAGAAGAGACAGAAGUUUCUGCCUGCCCCCUUCAAAACAAGCAGGAAGGCCUGCAGUGACCCACAUGAUUGCCUGCCCCACUUCAGCUACCUCUUAAAGCCCAUAGUGUUGGUGGGGAGGGGACUGUUGGAGCCCAGUGUGCUGUGGGGAACUAUAGCCCUCGGAAACCAAGUCUAGCUGCUGAGGAUCUACAGUGAGCAAGGUGGCCCCAGCUGUGCAGGGUAGAACCUCUGCUCUCACCUCCAGCCGCCUGUCUCUAGGCAUCCAGGCUAGGCUAUAAUUGGGGACCCCAUUCUUCUUCCUGUUCGUUGACCAAAUCUUAACCGAUCACUACAGCUGCUCUGCUUGCUCUGCUUCCCAAAGUCAGCCCAGGUUUCUGGGUGCUGCCCAUACCGGCCAGGGUCCUGGGCCAGAUGAAGAGGUGACCUAUCCAUGAGUGAAGACCAGUUCCUUCCUCCCUGGGGCAGGUCUCAUGCCCAUGACCUCAGUUUUAGGACCAAGAGCUGUGUUGGUUUCUUAGAUUGCUAGUUUUUCCUCCAGGGGACCACAGCAGGUGAGGCUCUGCUGACAGUAAUUUGUGCUCAGGGUCUUGUCCAGCUGAGAGCUUCAUGUACACCAGAUUCUGAGAGGUGUCAGCAGCACUUUUAAAAAAUUUUGUUUCCCGUGAGGUUUUUGGACCAUGGGCUGCGCUCAGGCACUUUCUAUAAGAGAAUGUUAUGUCUGUAAAAAUGGUUAUUUCCCCUCCUCCACCCCCACCCUGGUGGCCCUUCGGAGGGCUGACCAAAAGGCCAGUGGAGCUGCCCUGGUGUCUAUGGGGGAGGGCCGAGGCCUGCUGAGUUGGUUCUCCAGCUGCUGCUCCAGCCCUCCCACCUUGCACAGCACAGAGGAGGUCAUCCUAGGGACAUCCAGGCACCCGCCUGGGGGAAGGGUGCUGCCUUCUGUCCCUGUAACUGCUUCCCUUAUGGCCCAACCUGGCUGUCCAGAUUUGUUUGAAGCUGUGCUGACGGCCUUUUUUUGUCUCUGUUUGGUAUUCACAACAGCCAGGGACUUGAUUUUGAUGUAUUUUAAAACCACAUUAAAUAAAGAGUCUGUUGCCUUAACUUUUUUCUCUCCUGACCUUCGUGGUCAUUUGCUGCUUUUGGGUCCAUCCAGCCACACUGAUGUGUCCACAUCUGCUACGAAGUCUCUGGCUCUGCCUUCCAACAGUCACCGCAGGCUCAGGACACUAGCAAAUACACUUCAGCUGCCUGAGUGGAGCCCUUGGCAAAGUUGGUGUGAUGCUCAUCAUAUAUAUAUGAUUUUUCUCAAUCAAAAGUUGUCCCUGUCAAAAAAAGAAUUGUCCUUGUUCCCUGAGGGUUUACAGGCUAGUGACGGGGAAAGGUGGUUUUAGAUACAGAAAGGUUGGUUGUGAUAUGGGAGCAUGGGAGAGGUCCUGUUCCCUUCAGCAAGGGGAUAGAACUGGAUCCUGGAAGGUCCUUAGGACCCAAAGGGCAAGUGGAAGUUUGACAUUUAGCGAGGAAGUGGUUGACAAUGCAGGUGCACAGGAGGUUGGUGGGAGAUGAGGCAGGGGCCAAAUCACGAGCCUGUGUGCCAGGUUAAGGAAUUCGUGCUAGAUCCAGGAGACACGGGCAGCCGCCUAAGUUGUUUAGACAGGAAAUCGGUCGAGUCCAUGAGGAAGACAAAAAGCAAGGAGACCAGAGAGUUGGCCAUAGGCCAAUGGGGGCCCAAAUUAAGAUGAGGGGACACUGUCAUCACUGCCACUGGGAGCUGUCUGCCAUGCAUAGCAUCCUUUUGGCACUGGCCCACCCAAGGGAAUACACAGGAACCUCCAGGUUCCUUUGAUUCCUUUCCUUGUCAUUCCAUGACAAGACCCAAACUGCACGUAGUCCUUAAGAAUGGGCUGUUUCUAACUCCUGUUCACCCACCCCAAGGCUAGGUGUAAAAGUUGAGACUCCUAUAAGGGAGACAUCCUACUGGUGGCCUCACCCAGCACCCUGUUCUCUGCCCUCCCUUGGCUGAUCUGGCUCAAAGGAUUAUAUAUGAAUGCCCCCCAAAUGGCAGAGGCAAACUGCAUUUCCCUCCAGGCCUCCACAGGCAGACAUUUCCACGCUGGCUGUGACAACCCCCACAAAACCUCUGCCCCUUCAGGCCAGGAUCCUGAUGGGUUGAUAUGUUUCUGUGCCAGCCACAUGGGUUGGUUCCAGUUAAAUAUCCUUUGGAGGGGGUCCAGGGAGACUGCCACAAUUCUUGGAGCUCCAGAUUAAAGCAGCUCUGAGAAUAACUUCACCCUAGAGGUGCUCCUGGACUCUCUGCCACUUUCCUGGAGGAGCCUUUGUGCCACUCUCUAGCAGCCCUGGUAGGGGAGGAGAGGGACUUCCAGCUGUCCCCUCUGCCUACCUACACAGACCCCUCCCUCAGACCCCUGGUUGUGGAAGUCCCAAAGUAAUGUCUCCCCUUCUGGAGCAGUCUAGGUGUUGGAAGCAUCUGGGAAAGAGCCCUGUUCAGGUGCCUUUGGAAAGAGUGCCCAGCCCUCUGGAACUCGGGGAGGCCUGGGCCCAGGGAGGCUCUGCUCCUGCCCAGUGGGAGGGGAAGGUAGGUAGGGUCACUGUGCGCUGGCCCCGGGGCAGUUAUCUGAGACUACAGGGCAGCCUCCUGUUGCAUCAGAUGCUUCUCUGGGGACCUGAGCUGGGAGCCUCUGCCAGGUCUUUUGUUAGCUGCCCCAUUGGUCUGGCCUCCUGGGGUGGCACCAGCAGCGCUGGGUCAGCCUCCCAUCAGGCACAUAAGUUUCCCGCCUGGGGGCUGGUGUCAAGCGCUGGGUAAUCACACUGGUUUUGCUCUAACCUGAUGCUCCCCACACGUGGCCCCUAGGCCUGGGUGUGGGGAGAGGGUCGGCUUGGUCUUGUCAUUUCAUGAGUGACUGAAUACAGCCCUCACCACCUACCAGCAAAGAGUGUCUGGGUGCUGUGGGGGAAUGGUGUUACCUCAGAAGACUACUGUUGGGACUUCCAUGGUGGUUCAGCGGCUCCCAGCGUGGGGGGCCCGGGUUUGGUCUGUAAUCAGGGAACUAGAUCCCAUGUGACACAACUAGAGUUUGCAUACCGCAACUGAAAAUCCCGCAUGUCGCAAUGAAGACCGGGUGCAGCCAAAUAAAUAAAUAUAUUUUUUAAAAAAGA
Globicephala melas (long-finned pilot whale) is the source of this 6983-nucleotide messenger RNA. RefSeq names its product taxilin alpha (gene TXLNA). The record is from RefSeq and is a predicted model, not a curated record. NCBI's taxonomy places the organism in Eukaryota, Metazoa, Chordata, Mammalia, Artiodactyla, Delphinidae. Gene Ontology annotation, molecular function: syntaxin binding.